Molecule: messenger RNA, 5280 nt
Organism: Hypanus sabinus (Atlantic stingray)
Lineage: Eukaryota; Metazoa; Chordata; Chondrichthyes; Myliobatiformes; Dasyatidae
Gene: dbr1
Product: debranching RNA lariats 1
Exons: 10
Coding region: 338-1963 (541 amino acids)
Biological process (GO): mRNA splicing, via spliceosome
Cellular component (GO): nucleus
Molecular function (GO): RNA lariat debranching enzyme activity
Source: RefSeq, a predicted model, not a curated record
GGGAGCCGCGCCGCAGUCCCGUCGCUCGUGCUCGGGACGCUGGAGCCGGGCCCGGCGCUCAGAGUGCAACGGCACCCGCACUUUCCACACGAUACAAACCCAGUUCACGAAAGUAUGACACAGAGAAUUGGGUUGAAUUUACUUGAAUAAUGACGCAUGCGCGGUGAUGGGUACGGCCCAGUUUCCGGGCGGUUUGCACAGACAGAAUCUCUGAUAGCUUAAUUGGGUCAGUACACUGAGACAUGAGCGCGCAUAAAUAGGGCCCAGGAAGGGAGAGUGCUCAUAAAGACACACAGCUCUUUGGAACCUGUAGUGCAAGCAGUUGCACGCUGUUAGAAUGAAGGUAGCAGUAGAAGGUUGCUGCCAUGGUGAACUGGACAAAAUCUAUGACAGUAUUCAGUUUUUGGAGAAAAAGGACAAUGUUAAGGUGGACCUCUUGUUGUGCUGUGGAGAUUUUCAAGCAGUCAGGAAUGAGGCUGACAUGAAUUGCAUGGCUGUACCCACUAAAUACAGACAAAUGCAAAGUUUCUACAAAUACUAUUCUGGAGAAAAGAAAGCUCCUGUUCUCACCAUCUUCAUAGGAGGCAAUCAUGAAGCAUCUAAUCACCUCCAGGAGUUGCCAUAUGGAGGAUGGGUGGCACCAAACAUUUACUACCUAGGAUAUGCCGGUGUGGUGAAAUAUCGUGGUGUACGUAUAGGAGGACUUUCUGGUAUUUUUAAACCACAUGACUACAGAAAAGGUCAUUUUGAAUAUCCACCAUAUAAUCAGCAAACUGUGCGGAGUGCAUAUCAUGUUAGAAGUAUUGAUGUCUUCAAACUGAAACAGUUAAGACAACAUAUGGAUAUAUUCCUUUCACAUGACUGGCCACAAGGUAUCUAUCAUUACGGCAACAAAAAACAGCUUCUGAAAAGGAAGGCCUUUUUCCGCCCGGAGGUCGAAGCUAAUACAUUGGGAAGUCCUGCAGCUAUAGAGCUUCUGCAGCAUCUCAAGCCUUCCUAUUGGUUUGCAGCACACCUACAUGUGAAAUUUGCAGCUUUGAUGCAGCAUCCGAAGAGUGAUGAUGAGCAGCUACCAAAGGCAACAAAAUUUUUGGCUCUGGAUAAAUGCCUUCCUCACAGAGAUUUUCUACAGGUUGUGGAAAUACAACAUGACCCAAAUGCUUCUGAUCACCUGGAGUAUGAUUCUGAGUGGCUGGCCAUUCUAAAAGCAACCAAUGAUUUGAUUAACAUUACACCUAAAACAUGGAACAUGCCAGAAAAUAAUAGCCUGUACACAAAAUGGGACUACAGUGUGUCUGAAGAAGACAUAACAGAACUGUUGGAACAGCAAGGUCAUGAUCUCCAAAUCCCCAAUAAUUUUAGUCCUACAGUCCCCAUCUAUGAUCCAGCAAACCCACAGAGAUCGAGAGAACCUGUCCAUUUGAUUAACCCUCAGACAACUGAGUUCUGUGCCACCUUUGGUCUCAUUGAUCUGAAUGCCAAGGUGAAAUAUAUGGAAGACGAGGGCCUCAUAGAGGGAGAAGAAGAUGAUAUGGAUGGCGCUGAUAAUUCAGAGGAGCCCAGCGAUUAUAACACUGAUACUUCUGGACUUUCUUCCUCUAUUAAUCCAGAUGAAAUAACACUGGACGAUGAUGUUGAUGAUAAUGGGGAGCUGAGCACACAUUCCAUAGAACCUUCCCCCGAUCACCCGUUCACAGACUCAUCAGCAAACUUCUCUGAUGUGAGGGAUCUCCCUGAUUCUAUGAUUGUGUCAUCUGAUGAGACACAGGACUCUGCAAAUGAGGAACUGGACAGAUCAGGAGAUAGCAGCAUGACUGAGGGAGAAGGAAGGAGUACACGCACAAAGGCUGUGAAGCGAAUUAGUAACGAGCAUGAAAAUGGAAGCAGUGGAAUAAAAUUAAUUAAGAGGCGCAACCAGAGUAUAUACCACACAGAUCUUGACAGAGAUGAAGAUAAUGAGUAAAGAGAUAAGUUUAAGAUGGACAUCAGGAGCAGCAGCUUUUACACACAGAGUUUUUAAGAAUGACGUAGGAAUUAGAAUAUAAUCAGCAUAGGGUUUGUUUAAAAAAUGGACAUAGCUGGGCACACAAUGUAGGAAUACAAUUUAUUUUCAACAAUAAAAAUACAUUUAAUUCAUUCAUUGGUCUUUUAUUGGUUGAUCUACAUGUUAAUAGGUAGACAGUCUAAAUCUUAAGGACAUUGAUAUUUUUUUAAGGUGUUAUUCCAUGUGGAGAAUAUAGGUAAUCAUAGUUGCCAUCUAAUGCAAUAUUUCCAAAAGCUUAUACUUUUCAGAUGAGUUUUAGCCUGGAGUUAAGGUCAAGGUCAUGUUAAAACUUUUUUAUUAAGGUCAUAUACUAAGUCUUAACAAAAUAUUAGUGUUUAUAGAAACUGAAUUUUAGUUUAUUUUGUCUCGUGGUAAAUCUCUGUCAAUAAAUGACUGAUGUGCUUCCUCCAUUACUUACAAAAUGGUAAAUAUUCAAACAAAAAGAGCAUUUGUGAAAGUUUGCAAGAUUUGUUUCUUUCCACUUAAAUACAAAAUUGUUUAAUGUCUUCACUUCUUUCCUAAUACCUUUCAGUGAAUUUGUCAGUAGCAAGAAUAAGUUUGUGAACUCUUUGCAAUUUCCUGCAUUAAUUACUCAUAAAAUUUGGUCUGAUAGUCAUCUAAGUCACAAAAAUAGACAAACACAAUCUGCCUAAACAAAUAACACAUUGUACUUGUCAAUACUGAGUACACCAUUUAAAUAAUCACUGUCUAGGUUCAAAAAAGUAAGUGAACCUCUGCAGUAAUGUCUUCUACAAAAGCUAUGUAAAGUCAGGUGUUUGAAUCAAUGGGAUGAGAUUGGAGGUGUGAGUUGUAGAGGUGCUGUGCCCUUUUAAAAAAGACACACAAAGUCAGGUUACUGACAGGGCCUGCUCUACUCAAGAAAGAUCCAUUUAUGUGUGCCAUGCCUCAAUCAAAACAACUUUCAGAGAACCUUAGAAGAACUGUAAAGAUGCAUGAAGCUGGAAAAGGCUACAAAAUUACUUCUAAAGGCUUAAGUAUUCCUCAGUCCACAAUAAGAGGAAGUGUCUACAAAUGAAGCAAAUUCAGUACUGUUGCUCUUCUCCCUAGUAGUGGGUAUCCUGCAAAGAUCACAUCAACAGCACAAGGUACAAUUCUGAGGAGGUGAAAAAGAACCCAAGGGUAACAAGCAAGACCUGCAGAAAUCUCUAGAACUAUCUAAAGUCUCUUCAUGUGUCCACUAUAAGAAAAACACUGAACAAGAAUGGUGUUCAUGGAAGGACACCACGGAGGAAGCAACUGCUCUCCAAACUUGAGACAUUAAUGCACGUCUCAAGUUUGCAAAAGACCACCUAGAUGUUCCACAGCACUUCUGGGACAGUGUUCUGUGGAUAGAUGAGACAGAAGUUGAACUUUUUGGCAGAAAUCCACACCACUAUGUUUGGAGGAAAAAGGGUACGGCACAUCAAACACCAAAACCUCAUCCCAUUGGUGAAGUAUAGUGGAAGGAGUAUCAUGGUUUGGAACUGUUUUGCAGACUCGGGGCCUGAACAGCCUGCAGUCAUUGAGGGAACAAUGAAUUCAAAAUUACAUCAAGAUAUUUUACUGGAAAAUGAGCAAGCUUAGAAGUUGGAUGAUGCAACAAGACAAUGAAACGAAACACGAGUAAUCAACUACAGUGUGGUUUAAAAAGAAGAAAAAUUGUGUUUUGGAAUGGCCAAGUCAGUGUCCAGACCUUAACCCAAUUGAGAUGCUGUGGCAUGACCUGAAGAGGGCUGUUCAUGCAAGGUAUCCCAGAAAUACUGAUGAACUGAAACCUUUUCUUAAAAAGAAGAAAUGGUCUAAAAUUCUUUCUCGCUGUUGUGUAAGUCUGAUCAUCAGCUACAGGAAAUGUUUGGUAGAGAUUAUUGCUGCUAAAUUAGGUUCUAUCAGUUAUUAAAUACAAGGGUUCACAUACUUUUUCUAGCCUGGUCUGAAUAAUUAAACAAUAUGUUCAAUAAAGACAUGAAAAGUACAAUUGUUUUUGUGCUAUUAAUUUAGGCAGAUUGUGUUCGUCUAUCAUGCUGACUUGGAUGAAAAUCAGACAAAAUUUUGAGUACUUAAUACAGAAAACCAGGUAACUUAAGGGUUCACAAAUGUUUUAUUGCAACUGGGUUCCGAAUUUUAAACCUUAACCAUCUAGAUCAUCAAAUUGGCACAAGAGAGUUGAGAUGAGGACUGAUAAUUGGAGCUUAGCUUCACGUGACAGUUCUGUUGUUUGAAUCCGAAUCGGGUUUAGUAUCACUGGCAGUACAUUGUAAUGCAUUUUUAUGAAAACUGUAAGAGGGCAGCAUGGUGGCAUAGUGGUUAGCACAACGCUUUACAAUACAGGAGACCAGGGUUCAAAUCUCACCACUGCCUGCAAGGCAUUCUCCCUGUGGCCAUGUGGUUUCCUCUCACAGUCCAAAGACAUACCAUUUGGCAAGUUAAUUGGCCAUUGUAAAUUGCUCCGUGAUUAGGCUAGGGUAAAAUCGGGAUUGCUGGGCUCCCAUUCCAUGGCCCCUAACAGCCUAUUCCAUGCUGUGUCUCAAUAAACAAAUAAGUAAAUAAUAAACAAGUUGUUGUGACACUACUCAACCAGCUGAUCUAUCUCGCUCCAGUAUGCCUCCUUGUCACUAUCUGAAAUUCUGCCAAAAAUAGUCAUCUUGCUAGCAAACUUAUAGAUGGUACUUGAGCUAUAGCUAGCCACACCAUCAUGGAUAUAGAGAGAGUAGCAUUUUGCAAAGAAUUAUAAAAGGUUCUUAUUUUCCAUUAAACUAAGUAUGGAAGUAAAUUUGCCAUUGCCUUGAAAUAUUAGUUUGAAUUACAUAAAUUUAUUUACAAUAUGCCUUUAUUAAAAUGUUCAAAGUGGUUUCACAGGAGUAUUAAACAAAAAUUGCUAUUCAGCCACAUCAUUAAAUUAUAACUGACCCAAGUAACUGAGUCUUGGAGGCACACAGAACUUCUAAUCUGUCCCUUGAUCACUAACCUUUCAGAAGAUAUUAAAAUUGGGCAAGGCCAGUAUUAACCUCAGUUAAUGCCAAUCCUUAGAAAUGAGGAAUUACAACUUGAAAUUAAUAGUUUAUUGCUAUUUGAGUAAUAUUGUAAAUGUAUUGUUUGAUUAAGCAUUCUUUGUUCACAUAACUCACUUUGGGUUAUAUGUACUAAGUACAUGAAUGGCAUACGUCAUUACACUACCAUGUCUUAUGUGCGUGCCUCACUAAAGUAAAAUGAAGUAGACACAUUUAUCCCUGGCUCCC